Oncorhynchus masou masou (cherry salmon) is the source of this 6193-nucleotide messenger RNA. RefSeq names its product leucine-rich repeat and fibronectin type-III domain-containing protein 2-like. The record is from RefSeq and is a predicted model, not a curated record. The transcript has 5 exons. Gene Ontology annotation, cellular component: cell surface; postsynaptic density membrane. Bases 403 to 2802 code for a protein of 799 amino acids. Gene Ontology annotation, molecular function: protein binding. Lineage: Eukaryota; Metazoa; Chordata; Actinopteri; Salmoniformes; Salmonidae.
GAGCGGAUGUUUCGCACUGAGUAGGUCGCUUUGCAUCUCGCACUAUCCACAGAGCGAGCCGGUGAUGAGGGCUGGUCGGGAUUGCGUUAGUAUAUUGGAAAUUCAAAACGAUUUUGGAAUAAUGGCGAAGUGAAAGUAAGGACGCCGAGGAUGCAACAUCUUGUUGGUAGAAUACACGAUGGACAAACGCCUGCCGUGAACGGAGGGUGUUAAAUUGUAAAAAUAAUGGAAGCCUGACCUAAGGGGACUCCUCCACUUAAUUAUCCCCGACCGCAUCUCUGUUAACCAUUCCCUCUGGUGUGGUGGUCAGAGACGUGCAGGCUGUGAUUGAUGGGUGGCACCCUGUGAGUGAACCUAUGGCAGUGAAACCACACAAUACAGAUUCCUGUGUGUGACUCUACCAUGGACCACAUCCUCUGUUGCCUGCUGGUCCUGGGAACCACAGUGUUGAUGGCCCACGCAUGCCCAAAGUACUGUGUGUGCCAGAACCUGUCCGAGUCCCUGGGGACCUUGUGUCCCUCCAAAGGCUUGCUCUUCGUCCCACUGGACAUCGACCGGCGCACUGUGGAGCUCCGGCUGGGCGGAAACUACAUCCUCCGCAUCACCCAGCAGGACUUUGCCAACAUGACCGACCUGGUGGACCUGACGCUCAGCCGCAACACCAUCAGCUACAUCCAGCCCUUCUCCUUCAGCGACCUGGAGACCCUGCGCUCCUUACACCUGGACAACAACCGUCUCAUAGAGCUGGGUCCCGAUGAUCUCCGGGGCCUGGUCAACCUGCAGCACCUCAUCCUUAACAACAACCAGCUGGGACGCAUCUCGGACCGGGCCUUGGAAGACCUGGCACCCUCCCUAGAGGAUCUGGAUCUGUCCUACAACAACCUGAGGAGCCUGCCCUGGGACUCAGUCAAGCUGAUGGUCUCUCUCCACCAGUUGAGUCUUGACCAUAACCUCCUGGACUUCAUCCCUGAGGGGACCUUUACUGAUCUAGAGAGACUGGCUCGCCUGGAUCUCACCUCUAACCGACUGAAAAAGCUGCCCCCAGACCCCAUCUUCGCCAGGGCCCAGGAUUCAGUGAUGAUGACCACUCCCUAUGCCCCCCAGCUGUCCCUUGGCAUCGGGGGGAACCCCCUGCAUUGUAACUGUGAGGUGCUGUGGCUGCGGCGGCUGGAGAGGGACGAUGAUCAGGAGACCUGCGCUUCCCCUUCCAACCUGAAGGGGCGCUACUUCUGGUAUGUGAGGGAGGAGGAGUUUGUGUGCGAGCCACCCCUCAUCACUCAGCACACCCACAGGAUGCUGGUGCUGGAGGGCCAGAUGGCCAGCCUGAGGUGCGAGGCCAUUGGAGACCCCACCCCCACCAUCCACUGGAUGGCCCCUAACGACCGUGUCCUUGGCAACUCGUCCCGAACCGUCGUCUACGGCAACGGCACCCUGGAGAUUCUCAUCACCACCUCCAAGGACUACGGUACCUUCACCUGCAUCGCGGCCAACGUGGCCGGGGAGUCCACCGCCUCAGUGGAUCUGUCAAUCAUCCAGCUGCCCCACCUCAGCAACGGCACCGGUCAGGCCUCACAGCCCAAGUCCCGCCUCUCGGACAUUACCGGCACAACCAGGAUAAGCAAGGGGGUUCCAAAGACCCCCCCGGAGAAAGUGGUCACUGUGUCAGAGGUGACAGCCAUUUCAGCCUUGGUUAAGUGGACCGUCAGCAAGGCAGCGCCCAAGGUAAAGAUGUACCAGCUCCAGUACAACUGUUCCGACGAUGAAGUCCUCAUCUACAGGAUGAUCCCGGCCUCCAGCCAGGCCUUCCUGGUGACCAACCUGGUGUCGGGGACCAAGUACGACUUGUGUGUCCUGGCCGCCUGGGACGACACCGCCACCACCCUGACGGCCACCAACGUGGUGGGCUGUGCCCAGUUCUUUACCCGCGACGACUACACACAGUGCCAGUCUCUCCACAGCCAGUUUCUGGGGGGCACCAUGAUCCUGGUGGUGGGUGGCAUCAUCGUGGCGACGCUACUCGUCUUCAUCGUUAUCCUGAUGGUACGCUACAAGGCCACCGACCAUGAGGGGGGUGGCAUCGGGGGGAGCGGCAAGCUGACCAGCGUAAUGGACACCCACUCACAGACCAAUGGGGGCCGGCUGGGACAGAACGGCGUGCCCCUUCCCCUGUCCAAACCAAAUGCCAAAGUGACCCUCCAGGAUGAGGUGGUGGAGUUUAAAUGUGGUUCCCUCCAGAGCACCUCGUCCUCAUCCUCGUCGGGGGGCUCGGUGGUCGGGGAGGGUUCCUACAGCCCCAACAGCACCCUGGCCAUUAUGUGGAGGCAGGCUGCCCCCUCUAAGCCCAGGGCAAACCUGGAUCACCUGCUGGGGGCCUUCAACUCCCUAGAGCUCCGGGGGGCCCAGGGCAGGGGAGACCUGGGGGAGCCCUCAUCCAGCAGUAGCACCCCGGUGGCGGGUGGCAAUAGGCCCCACACGGACAGGGAGCCCCUGCUGGGCCGGACAAUGGACUCACGGCUGAGCCGGUUGCUCAUGCUCACUCAUGACUCCAAACCAAAAAGGAGCCAGUCAUUUGACAUGGGGGACUGUAUGGAUACAGAUCAACAAACAGACCAAGCGAUGGCCUCUAGCACCUCCACUGCCACAACGCCGGUGUGCAGUUACCCGCGGCGCAUCAGCAACAUCUGGACUAAGAGGAGCCUGUCUGUGAACGGCAUGCUGCUACAGUGUGACGAGGAAGGGGAUAUGGGGGGGAGCAAGGGGACCUUCGACAGCCAAGAGUGGGUCAUGGAGAGUACUGUCUAGGAGAGAUGAGGACUUGCUUUGUGUCUUCUAAAACACUGCCCCAGAGAGAUAGCAAUAUGCCUCAGUUCUGAUAGACCUCCAGGCUGGAGGAGAAGUCCAUGCCUCCUCCCUCCUUGUCCUGCAUGGAAUUCAUUCAUGUUCAUCUAUUGUGGAUGCUCAAUUUUUGUGACAGAUAUGUACAAAGUUCCCCCAAGUGGGUAAGUCGGCUAACGACGCUUGGUGGAUGGAGCUGAUUCGUGGAGUGAGGUUGUUUUGUGUUUGUAUGUGUGUGUUCUCUACAUGGGGAGGGGGAAUGCACAGUACUGGUCAACUACAAACUACACGUAAGACAUGCAAUGAAACCUAGGAAAUGGGAAGCCUGUUGUUCCUGAGGAGGGCCAUGGUUUCUCUGACACAAGGAACGUGAAACAAAUCACUGUAUUUGUUGACUUGUAAAUUGGCAUAACACUGAAAGUCCAUCUUGUUACUGUUGCAGAGAUGUUGGGCCAUGCAUGGCUCUGGACUAAUACUGUUGUAAGUGAAUAUGAAAUAUAUAAUGAAUUUAAUGUUUUUACAUGUUUUAUUUUGCUGAUCAAACACACAUUGUCUAAUACUGUUCUUCCCCUCUGUACACGACGGGGCUCUGACUUCAAAAUUUGCAUUAUGAAAAACCUCAAUAUACUGUCAGGUUCAAAAUGAUUGGCACCCUUGAUAAAGAUUAACUAAAAAGACUUCACAAAAUAAAUAAUACAAAUACUGAGCUAUAUUGUAUGCAAAAAAAGGACAUUAUAUUAUUUUGUACUAAUACAUUUGCUCAGAGAAAGAGGUGACAUCAAAAUAGAGCUCUUUGGUUAAGUACACCAGAGGUGGGUUUGGUCUUGAAACAUAUGCAUAAAAGUUCCUCAUACCUAUGGUAAAAUAUGAUGACGGAUCUUUAAUGUUUUGGGGCUAUUUUGUAUCCACUGGUCCUGUGGCCCUUGUUAAGGUCAACGGCAUCGUGAACUUUACCAAUUACCAGAUGAUUGUAGCCAAAAACCUGGUUGCCUCUGCCAGGAGACACUUCGACGUAACUGGAUCUUCCAGCAAGACAAUAACCCCAGCGCACAUCAAAAUCUACAAAGAAAUUGUUUAUUGACCACAAAAUCAACAUUUUGCAAUGGCCAUCUCAGCCUCCACUUGAACCCCAUUGAAAACCUGCGGUUUGAAUUGAAGUGGGCAUUCUAUAAGCACAGACGAAGGAUGCCAAGGAUCUGGAAAGAUUAUUUUAUGGAGGAACGAUCUAGGAUCCCUCCCAAUGUAUUCUCCAAUCUCAUAAAACAUUUGAGAAAAAGACUCUGUGCUGUUAUCCUCGCAAGGGGAGGGUGCUGUAGUACUAAAAACAGCAGUGACAAUACAUUUAACCCCUAUCUUUCUUGGAUUUGUUGUAUUACUUAUUAAACAAAAGCCCUUUCCCUGAGUGUAAAAUAAUAUGAUUUAAAAAAAUGAAAUGCAGUUUGUAUUAUUUAUUUUUUGUUCCUCUUUAACAAGGGUGCCAAUAAUUAUGUACCUGACCGUAUAUCCAUCUGCAUUUUUUUAUAUCUGCAGAACCAUUUGUUUCUUAACCCAUUCUGACUGAAUGGUACUGUGUAUAUAUAUAUAUAUAUACACUUUAUAUAGGCAAUUUAGUUCAUCAUAAAAAAAUGUAUAUAUGAAAUUAUUUCAUGAAACCCCGUAUUUGAAUAUUUUAACUUUGUAUACAGAAUGUUUAUUUGAGGCUUCAUUAAAUAAUGCCAUAUCUGGUUCCUAUCAAGUUGUAUUCAUGUAUAAAGCGAGCAAACAAUUCAUCCUCAAAAUCAUGAAAUAUUUUCUUUUUAAGAUAGCAAUGUGAAAUGGGUAAGGUCUUAAGUGAAAAUGUAACUGUUAUCGUGAUGUCACUUAAAAGGUUCAUUAGAGGAGAGUCCUAUGAUUAGUUUCAGCAAAAGAACAUGGCCCCUGUUGGCCUCUAAAUCAAUUAACCCAGUAUAGAGCUAACAACCAGCAGGAGUUUACCCUGUCUUGCACAGAAAGAUUAAGCCCUCAGAGAAACUGCAGAUCAACAUGCUCAAUCUUUGAGAGGCAAGCAUCAAGUUCCUUGUUUUUGAUAGAAAAUCUAUUUUUUUUGUUCAUUAAAAUAACAUCAAAUUGAUCUGAAAUACAGUGUAGACCUUGUUAGACAUUGUUAAUGUUGUAACUGACUAUUGUAGCUGGAAACGGCAGAUUUUUAAUGGAAUAUCUACAUAUCUGCGUACAGAGGCCCAUUAUCAGCAACCAUCACUCCUGUGUUCCAAUGGAAUGUUGUGUUAGCUAAUCCAAGUUUAUCAUUUUAAAAGUGAUCAUUAGAAAACCCUUUUGCAAUUACGUUAGCACAGCUGAAAACUGCUAUUCUGAUUAAAGAAGCAAUACAACUGGCCUUUUUUUUUAGACUAGUUGAGUAUCUUGAGCAUCAGCAUUUGUGGGUUUGAUUACAGGCUCAAAAUGGCCAGAAACAAAAACCUUUCUUCUGAAACUCGUCUCGUUUUUUAGUGAUCAUUUAGCCUUUUAAAAUGGUAAACUUGGAUUAGCUAACACAUCGUGCCAUUGGAACACAGGAGUGAUGGUUGCUGAUAAUGGGCCUCUGUACGCCUAUGUAGAUAUUCCAUACAAAAUCGUCUGUUUCCAGGUACAAUAGUCAGUUACAACAUUAACAAUGUCUACACUGUAUUUCUGAUCAAUUUGAUGUUAUUUUAAUAGACAAAAAAAAUGUGCUUUUCUUUCAAUAACAAGGACAUUUCUAAGUGGCCCCAAACUUUUGAACGGUAGUGUACUUAGAUACACUUACCUGUGUAAUGUAUCUGGAUCUCAUCACCUAAAAUGUUUGACAUUUGAGGGUAAGCAGAAACCUUGCCUCCCUCACCAGUUAUUGGCAUGAGAAAUGGACUGGAAAUUCAUAGUAAACUGUGUCUAGGAAUUAUCAAACUUGAUUUUCUUUUGUUUGGUAGCAUAAAUUGACAGGUAGCAUAAAUGUACAGUGCAAAGUGGCUCUCAACUAUGCUGAAGUUGUUGGCUUUUCUGUAACACGUGUACAACUUCCAUGUUUACCGAGGACAAACUGAUGGGCCCAUUAAGAACCUUAUACACUAUCUGUCUUUCCUCACAUUGUGUUGUCUGAAUUCUGGAUCAACUGCAUCUGUACAUUGACUCUGUAUAUUGACUUUUUUAUAUAUAUAAUUGAUGGAGAAUGAACAAAAGCUGUACACUAGUGUCUUUAUUUUCUUGGUAGGCAUACAGAAAUAAAGAGGUGCCUCACUGUACAUUUGCAGUACAACCAUUUAUAUUUCUCAUUUGGAGUUGUAGACAAUGUUUCUGUGGUCAAACAUAUUGUUUUUUGCUACAAAAAUAUAAAAACAUCUAGAUA